CGUAGCUUAGUUUCCUCCUACUUAACACCCCCAAUCUUUCAGCUUCAUCAACCACAAAUUAGCUGAUUUCAUUCUCCUUCCAAACAAUUCAGUCCAUCGCAUUCCCCAGCAAACUUCUAUCUCUCAUAUCUCAAUUUCAAGAACUCUCACAAUCGCUCCAGAAUACCUGCAAGUAUUUAUAAUCUACCAAAUCAACAGUUCUUCCACAACCCAUUCUCAUAAAUUCAAGAAACCGAAAUUAUUUUCACAGAGGUCCUACAGAAGAGGAUAUUUAGGCUCUUGAUCAGCUGAGUUAUAUUGUUUGGAUUUUCUCCUAAUCAGAUUGAGCAACUGGUGGUGACGUGCGAGGCUGAGGAAAGGUUGUUGCUGUAAUAUUGAAGAACACUAUGUUUUACUUCCGCUGAAACAAAUUCACUUGUUCCACCAGUACCAGGUGGUUGGAAAAGCUCUGCCCACGAAGACGGAAAACCUUCUUUUCGGAGAGCAGAGCAGUAAUCAAUGGCGGAGGAAGUGAGCAACAAACAGGUGAUAUUCAAGGGCUACAUAAAUGGAUAUCCCAAAGAAUCUGAUAUGAUUCUGAAAACCUCGACAAUCAAACUGAAGGUGCCGGAAGGCUGCAGCGACGCCGUUUUGGUGAAGAAUCUCUACUUGUCCUGCGAUCCUUACAUGCGCAGCCGCAUGACCAAAACCGACCACAACUAUAUUCCUGUCUUUACCCCUGCCUUGCCAAUUAUAGGAGCCGGAGUGGCCAAAGUGCUGGAUUCUUCUAAUCCCAAUUUCAAGAAAGAUGAGUUGAUUUGGGGUAUGACUGGAUGGGAAGAAUAUAGUCUUAUUAAAUCCACAGAGGGCCUUUUCAAAAUUCAGGAUACAGAUGUUCCUCUCUCCUACUACACUGGAAUUCUUGGGUGGUCUGGGCUAUCUGCUUAUGUUGGGAUUUAUGAGAUAUCAUGUCCGAAACAAGGAGAAACAGUCUUCAUUUCUGCUGCUUCGGGAGCUGUUGGUCAGAUUGUUGGCCAGUUUGCGAAGCUUUUAGGCUGCUAUGUCGUCGGAAGUGCUGGCACCAAAGAUAAAGUGGAUCUGUUGAAGACCAAAUUUGGGUUUGAUUAUGCAUUUAACUAUAAAGAAGAAGCUGAUCUGAAUGCAGCUUUAAAGAGAUAUUUCACGAAAGGGAUUGACAUAUACUUUGAUAACGUGGGAGGAGAGAUGCUGGAAGCGGCUCUUCUCAACAUGAAGUUGAAUGGUCGAAUUGUUGCGUGUGGGAUGAUCUCACAAUAUAACCUCCAAGAGUCACAAGGCGUCAAAAACUUGUUUAAAAUUGUAGCACAGGAAAUUCGUAUGCAGGGGUUCAUGGUUUCCAACUACGUGCAUCUCUUUCCCAAGUUUCUCGAUUUCAUUCUGCCACUUAUAAGAGAAGGAAAGAUUAGAUAUGUGGAGGACGUCGCCCAAGGGCUCGAAAGCGCACCGGCUGCGUUGGUAGGCCUCUUCUCCGGCCACAACGUCGGCAAGCAGAUCGUGCGUCUCGCAUCCCACUAGCUAAUGUUAAUUGUCUCGCUCUCACACCACUUCUGUGUUUUUGUUUUUCGAUUUAUAGCAUGUCAGUUGUGAUCACAUAACAUAUUAACACUAGCUAUGUGGAUUGUUUGUUUCGACAAUAUUGUGAUGCAUGCAUUUUUUGUGAUAUUAUAAUGUUACGGAGUCAUAUUCCACCAUAA
Messenger RNA from Salvia miltiorrhiza (redroot sage), 1712 nucleotides. Its product is annotated as 2-alkenal reductase (NADP(+)-dependent)-like. Gene Ontology annotation, molecular function: 2-alkenal reductase [NAD(P)H] activity. The transcript is spliced from 9 exons. The record is from RefSeq and is a predicted model, not a curated record. NCBI's taxonomy places the organism in Eukaryota, Viridiplantae, Streptophyta, Magnoliopsida, Lamiales, Lamiaceae. The coding region runs from base 499 to 1533 and encodes 344 amino acids.